Molecule: messenger RNA, 3887 nt
Organism: Cyprinodon variegatus (sheepshead minnow)
Lineage: Eukaryota; Metazoa; Chordata; Actinopteri; Cyprinodontiformes; Cyprinodontidae
Gene: klf12b
Product: Kruppel-like factor 12
Exons: 6
Coding region: 249-1346 (365 amino acids)
Biological process (GO): regulation of transcription by RNA polymerase II
Molecular function (GO): DNA-binding transcription factor activity, RNA polymerase II-specific; RNA polymerase II cis-regulatory region sequence-specific DNA binding
Source: RefSeq, a predicted model, not a curated record
AAGUACAACAGUUCUCUGUGCGCUCCCAUUCAUUUCCUGAGAACUGCCCGAGCUGAGCAGCUGAGAGGCAGAAGUGUAGGGGAGGGAGCCGCUCACACACUCACACAUACACACACGCACAUUCACGCAGAGUGAGAGGAGAGAAGAGGAAAGGGAGAGGAGACGAGACAGAGAGGACUGUGGAAAGGAAAACAGUCUCCUAGUCUCCACGGCUCUGCAGCUUUUGACAAGGCAGCCUAAGAAACAGGAUGUUAAUGCUUGACGGAAUGCCGGCAGUCCGAGUCAAAGCCGAGCCCCUGGAAUCGGAACAAGGGUCCCCUAAAGUUCGACCUUACUCUGCAAUGGAUGGCGUCCCCUUCUUUCUCAGCAGAGUUAAAUCUGAACCUCCAGAAGACCUCCUCGCUCAUCAUGACCUGCACUUCCACACGCAGACAGAACCAGUGGACCUGUCAAUCAACAAGCCCCGUCCCUUGACCUUGUCCUCCACCACCACCACUAGCACAACCUCCUCGACGUCGCCCCCCCACAGAUCCGCCUUUUCUCCAUCUUCAUUGUCUUCAUCCUCCUCCUCCUCGUCUUCUCCAUCGGUUAUCACCUCAGCCUCCUCGGUGCUCACUCCAGGCCCCCUGGUUGCCCCCGGAAGUGGGGUGAGAGGUCAGCCGUAUUUGCACAUUCUGCAGUCUGUGCCACCGCCUCCGUCCAGUCCUCUGAGCCUGCAGGGAGCUGGGAAGUUGGCCGGCCAUGUUCACCGCAUACCAGUUGUGGUACAGUCAUUGCCCCUCAUGUACACCACUGCAGUACGGUCGCCCUCCAGCCUCAACAGUGCUAUCAUGCUACCUCUGCUGGAAGAGGCCAAAAGCCAGGGCAAAGCACACUCAGACCCCAAUGGCCUGUCACCAAGGCAGAUCAAAAGUGACAGUGACGAUGAUGACCUGCCGAACGUGACCCUGGACAGUGUUAAUGAGACCGGCUCCACGGCGCUGUCUAUAGCCCGAGCUGUGCAAGACUCCAUGUCGCCGUUCAGUAUUGACAGCAUCCGACGCCCUCGGAGGUCAGAGUCACCAGACUCAAAGAAGCGAAGAAUCCACAGAUGUGACUUUGAGGGCUGCAAUAAAGUGUACACCAAAAGCUCCCAUUUAAAAGCGCAUCGGAGGACGCACACAGGGGAAAAGCCAUACAAAUGCACCUGGGACGGUUGCACCUGGAAGUUCGCCCGCUCCGACGAGCUGACAAGGCAUUACAGGAAACACACGGGGGUCAAGCCCUUCAAAUGCGCAGACUGUGACCGCAGCUUCUCCAGAUCCGACCACUUAGCCCUGCACCGACGGAGACACAUGCUGGUGUAAAGCACAACACGGGCGAUUAAGAGAAGAUGUCAGCGGAGCAGACACAUCCACACGUACACACACAGGCAGCCAAGGGAGCAGGAUCUCCCUUUGAAUGUUCUUCAGCAGGCCUGGACGCCCAAAAUCAAACACAGAUGAGCACACACACACAUACACACGCUGGCAUCCUGAGAUUGAGAAGCUGGAUGGAUGGUCGGAGCAGAAAACAAGGGGACUUCUGGAUCCUUUUGGAUUAAUAGGAAGCGAUGACAGGAUCUUUAACCAUCAUCGGCGAACAAUAGGGAACUGUUAUGAGCAGCACUGUUUGGUGAUGUUUCACUUUGAUUUUUAGGAUGAAGUGGCACUCUUUAAAUUUGGAUUUUACUCACUUUACAUUACAGCUGCUUUUCCAGCAUGCAAAAUGUGAAAGACCCCUUUGAAAUCAGAGCUGGAGCGGAUUUCCACAAGAAAGACUUGGCCUGAGUUGGAAUUACAGAGACAGUAUUGUUUUGCUUGCCCCCCCUGUGAGUUUAACACAUGGCCAGCAGAGGGCAGUGUUUGAUCACAGGUUUUCUUAGCGAUUACGUUUUCUUUCAGAAGCUGAAGGAGGGUUGGGCUUUCACAUUUUCCACCAAGCAAAGUGCAAAUAUCUUCACCUGGAUCCAUCUUUAUCCCCACAUCCACCCAGUCAACCAUUAGCUGCUUUUUUCCAAAACAGCAGAACCUGGACAUGCCUAAUCAUCACACCAGCAAAGACGCACCAUUUUAUCACAUGGACAUUGGACAAACCCCAUUCUUCAUCAGUGCUUUUCUUUAUUUUGAGCCUCUUAAAAUAAUUUUCUUCAAGCAAAUCUUAUGUGGAUUUUGAGCUGUGAUUAGCAAUCAGUAAAGUGCAAUCUUAAAGAAUAUAUAUAAAUAUAUAUAUAUAAACUUUCAGUAUAAAAAAGUUUUCUUUAUUGAAUCUUGCUUUUUUUUUUUUAAAUACCUGCUUAUUGCUUAUGCUUAAUUCUGACAAAUACAACCCCCUUGUGUACAGCGAACCUUGAAACAAUCGGAGGAGAGUCUGUGGAAAAAGAAAACCAACAGAGGCACCUUAGAGACUUUCAUCCUGUCCCCAUUCACCUGUGCUCAUCAGUCAACCCACUUUUCCUCCAAUGAAAUCAAACCGAAACAUGGAAAUUUUUUGGUAGUUUUCAUACAGCAAAGCGCCCCUUCACCACAAGCUGUCACUGACACCAGCUGGAGAUUGACAGAGAAAAUCUUGCACACAGAAGAGCAAUACAUUCUGAUCUAAAAUCUUUGUUGAUGUCAACCAGGUCAGCCUCGCUCUGUUUCUGAAUAUCUGAGUCACAAAGUGAAGUCUCAGCUGGUCAUUUAUCCCACAUCAUCUGACAUUUUUUUAUUUAUAUUUUACAUAAACAUUGCUUGAAAUGUUCUCACCUCACUUUGGGCGGUUUUGUUGGUUAUUUACCAAAAGUUUGGUGUUUAAAAUGCAGGAGUUGCACACCUAGUAACAUACAGAAUACCAUAUAUACAUAUGGUGCCUUGCAAUAGUCUAAAUCCUUGAACUGUUUCACAUUUUGUUACGUUACAACGACAAAAAAUCAGUGCAUUUUGUUGGGUUUCUUUGUCAUAGCCCUACACAAUUUGUAGCACGUAGUUGUCAAGUAGAAGUAAUUGAUAAAUAUAAUUCUUUUGUAAAUGAAUAAAGAUCUGAAAAGUGAGAGUUUGUAUGUCUUCAGCAUCUCUGAUUUAGAAGUACUUUGUAGAAAAAAUAGCUUUGCACAUCUGGAGGUUGAAAUCUGUGCUCAUAAUUGGUAAAAUACUUUCGAUUCGAUGGAGAGUAUUCAGUUUUCGAUGUCUUGCCAUAGAUAAUCUCAAUGGGACCUAUAUCUGGAUAUUGACUUGUCCAUUUUAACAUACAAACUGGAGCUCUGUAUGUGUAGGGUUGUGUUUUCCUGCUGGAUGGUGAACCUCCAGAGGCUUAAGUCUUUGGCAGCCUCUUAAAAGCUAUUUUUGGGUAGUUUUAGCUUAAUUCAGUUUUUACAUUUACUGUUGAGAGAAAAAUACCCCUCAGAAUAAUGCUGCCACUACCAUGUUUAAGAGAGAAGAUAAGGUAGCAUUUUUUCUAGAAUUGGGUGGGGUUGAUUUUGAUGUCAUUUAGCCAGGGCAUCUUCUCUCACAUGUUUGCUAAUGGUUAUUCUGUUAACAGAUUCUCUCACCUGAUCUGCGUUUCUCUGCAGCUCCUUAAGAGAAGCUAUGCACCUCUCUGCAGCUCCUCUCAUUAAUGCAGUGUUUAACUGUAGAUCUGCAGUUUAAUUUCUCUCUUUCCAAUUUUAUAUAUUGAACAUUUCUUUAAAUAUAUUCAAAGCUUGUGAUCCUUUUUUAAGAAUCAAGCCCUACUUUGAACACAUAUUUCUCCUUGGCCUAUCUGGUCUGUUCCUUUGUAUUCAUUAAGCUGAUCUCACCAGUGUUCUCUAAGAACAUGCUUAGGCCCUAAUAUAGAAUAUGCAUUUAUUCUAAGAUAAAGAUGAACUCUAUUUACUAACUAGGUGACAUCUG